This is a messenger RNA of Thermothelomyces thermophilus ATCC 42464, 2489 nucleotides long. RefSeq lists its product as uncharacterized. Gene Ontology annotation, cellular component: nucleus. The transcript is spliced from 3 exons. The record is from RefSeq and is a predicted model, not a curated record. Bases 184 to 2466 code for a protein of 760 amino acids. Gene Ontology annotation, biological process: DNA double-strand break processing; DNA recombination; mismatch repair. NCBI's taxonomy places the organism in Eukaryota, Fungi, Ascomycota, Sordariomycetes, Sordariales, Chaetomiaceae. Gene Ontology annotation, molecular function: metal ion binding; DNA binding; 5'-flap endonuclease activity.
CCCGAGAUUUUCUCCAAUCGCCCGGGUUGCAGGUCCACCUGGAAAGACAUUAAACAACCUCUAGAAGUGAUAAUCCAUGGUCUUCACAUCCGCCUAGCAGCCAUUCGCUGUCCUCGUGCCGAAGCCUUCUCCGACGGAAAAGUACGGUAGCAUACUUCGCCGUCGUUUUCUCGGGUGCCCAGGAUGGGCAUCUCAGGACUUCUCCCGCUCCUCAAAUCCAUCCAUCGUCCCACCGAGCUCAAGAAGUACGCCGGUGAAACUUUGGGCGUUGACGGCUAUGGCUGGCUCCACCGCGGCGCUGUGGCCUGCGCCAUUGAGCUUGCCCAGGGCAAGCCAACUCGCAAAUAUGUGGACUUCGCUAUGCAUCGUGUCAGAAUGUUCAAGUAUUUUGGCGUCACCCCGUAUGUAGUUUUUGACGGCGACUUCCUCCCCAGCAAGGCCAAAACAGAGGCUGCCCGAUCCAAGCGCCGAGAAGAGAGCAAGAGGAUCGGUCUCGAGCUUCUCAGGGCUGGCAAGCCCUCACAGGCUUAUUCUGAGCUUCAGAAGGCCAUCGACGUCACCCCGGAAAUGGCACGCCACCUGAUUGAGGAGCUCAAGAAGGCUGACGUUCCGUAUGUGGUCGCCCCAUACGAAGCGGAUGCUCAGCUUGUCUACCUCGAACGCCAAGGCCUAAUCAGCGGCAUCGUUUCCGAAGAUUCCGACUUGCUGGUGUUUGGUGCCAAGCGCCUCUUGACGAAAUUGGACCAGCACGGGCAGUGCGUUGAGAUCAACCGGAGAGACUUCUGUGCUGUCCGCGAGAUCUCCCUUACCGGUUGGACAGACCGCGAGUUUCGGCAUAUGGCCAUCCUCAGCGGCUGUGACUACCUGGACGGCGUCAGCAACAUCGGUUUGAAGACGGCAUAUCGUCUGGUUCGGAAGCACAAAACCCCGGAACGCAUCAUAAAAAUGCUGCGCUUCGAUGGAAAACACCAGAUCCCCGACUCCUACCUCGAAGAUUUCAAGCAAGCCGAGCUCACAUUUCUCCACCAACGGGUAUUCUGUCCCAAGAAACAAGACAUUGUUUUCUUGACCGAGUUGGACCCUUCAUCCAACCCAGACGAGAUGCGCUUCAUUGGUGCACCAGUCGAGACGGAGCUUGCUAGGUCCAUUGCCAUUGGCGAUGUUAACCCCAUUACCAAAGAGCGCAUCGUUGUUCCGCGCUCGCCUGGUAAACGGAGGAUCAGCCAAGCUCUCGCCCCAGCCAGUGGACCGCCGAGAACUCUUGGGAAGCCGAUCAGCGAAUACUUCAAAGACAGGAGUGACCGCCGGAUUCCUCUCGGUGAAAUGGAUCCCAAUUGCUUCGCCGUUGAUCCCAACCACAACAGCAGUACAACCGCGGAGGAAAGGCCUCGCCCGAUCGUGUUCCCGCUCCCUAGACCGUACGUUGAGGGGGCAGAGGAAGCCUUGGAGAGCACACCUCGGCCGUACACUAGCAAUGCUCGGCCUCUUCGUCGCAAGACUGAACCCAUCUCGAAGCUCCUCGGCCUGGACGUGUUCGAGUCUUCGGAAAAUCGCCGUCGAACGACCGGCCCGGUCAUUCAAGUCUACCAGGACCCAACCGCUUCGAGUCGGCCGCCAAAGAAAGCCCGUCUAUGUGACGAACAGACGUUCGAUGAAAGCGCCGAUGGGACCCCGGAGAAGAGCAAAUUCUUCUCCUCAACGAAGCCGAACAAAUCGGCCAAGAAGAAGGCGGACAAAUUGCUGAUGUCGGACGACUCAAUCGAGGAGGCCUUCCGAAGUCUUCCGGAUCAUUCUUGGCGGUCUGAGAAGCCGCCCAAACCCACCGACGACAUUGUUAUAUUCCACGAGCCCUCCCCCAAGAAGCAGACGGACGAGGUUCCCGCCGCUGAAUCGCCAAUCGAGGGCUGCGAGGAUCAUGCCGAGCAUGAAGUCGAAGUACCCGCUUCCUCUCCCACUCAACAAGGACCGGCGAAGGAGUGUAACGAUGACAGCCGCUCGGCAUCAAUGACGCCUCUGGGGGAGCUUCUCAAAGAAUUUUCGUAUGGCACAGGACACGCGCGCACCCGGGUCAUUCACGGGCUUCCUACGCCGGCGUCCAGCAUACAACAGACAGCGACUCCGAAGUGUACCGGCCCGAGGAACACGCAAACCCCCAUGCCGACCCCCUUGCAGCGUAUCGGGGCCAGGGCGUUGCAGCGCGACAGAUUCCAGUCGACGCCCCCAACCCCGGGGAUUGUUUCGUCCGGCGACAGGUCGAACAAAUUCGACUCGUUGCCUGUAAACCCAGCAUUCGUCCCGUUGCCGAGAGUCGAUGUUGAGGAGGUGGAGGCGCUAAACAAGCCCUUGGGCAGCGAGGACCAAAUCAUCCCUGAUAGUGACGGCGAGGAUGAUGAUGAUGUGGGGGAUGAACCAAUGUCCUCGAGCGCUGUCAGACGGCUAAACUUGACGAAGUUUUUAUAUUCUUGAUCCCUCUGUUAUCUUGCUGGGGU